Messenger RNA from Colletotrichum graminicola M1.001, 3603 nucleotides. RefSeq names its product calcium-translocating P-type ATPase. The record is from RefSeq and is a predicted model, not a curated record. The transcript has 3 exons. The coding region runs from base 1 to 3603 and encodes 1200 amino acids. NCBI's taxonomy places the organism in Eukaryota, Fungi, Ascomycota, Sordariomycetes, Glomerellales, Glomerellaceae. Gene Ontology annotation, cellular component: intracellular membrane-bounded organelle; membrane. Gene Ontology annotation, biological process: calcium ion transmembrane transport; intracellular calcium ion homeostasis. Gene Ontology annotation, molecular function: ATP binding; P-type calcium transporter activity; ATP hydrolysis activity.
AUGGCCAUAGCCAAUGGGCAACAUGCCGACAAAGGCGUUAAUAUGUCGACCCAAGACGAAAAGAAACAGAGCCAACUACAGGACAUUGAAGAGACCAAAACGGCCAAGGAUGAGAAUCAUCAUGGGCCUAGCAAGUUCACCCUGGAUACGGCGGAUGCUCUUACUCCUGAUCCCGGCACAGAGGACAUGUUCAACGCCAAGCAGGACAGCAAAUUCGCUUUCACUCCAGGCCAUCUCACCAAGCUUCUGAACCCCAAAAAUCUCAGUGCCUUCUACGCUCUCGGAGGCCUGCGUGGCUUGGAGAAAGGUCUUCAAACGAACCGCAAAUCCGGACUGGGUGUUGACGAGGACAAAUUGGACGCCAGUGUUUCCUUCGAGGAAGCUGCCCUAAAAGGCGUACCCAAGUACGGCGCAGCUGGCAACCAAGUUCCUCAGCCGGACCCCAAUGCGAAGAACGACGUGCCCAUUCCGCCCCCGCCUGCUGAGUACACUGGCGGGUUCUCGGAUCGAAAACACGCGUUUCGAGACAACCGCCUGCCCCCCAAGAAGCAGAAGUCCUUCCUGCAGAUGGUGUGGAUUGCCUACAAUGACAAGGUGCUGAUUCUGUUGACAAUCGCGGCCGUUGUAUCUCUCGCUCUGGGCUUAUAUGAAACCUUUGGCCAAGCACACGAACCAGGUGAAGCCAAAGUCGAGUGGGUAGAGGGCGUUGCCAUCAUGAUUGCCAUUAUCAUUGUCGUCUUGGUUGGCUCGAUCAACGACUGGAAGAUGCAACGUCAGUUUAACACACUUAACAAGAAACACGACGAUCGCACAAUCAAGGUCGUUCGUUCCGGCAAGUCCGUCGAGAUAUCUGUCUAUGACAUCGUCGUUGGCGACGUCGUCCAUCUGUCAACGGGAGAUAUGGUUCCUGUUGACGGUAUCUUCAUUGAAGGCCAUGGAGUCAAGUGUGACGAGUCUUCAGCCACGGGCGAGUCCGACCUUAUCAAAAAGAUUGGCGCCGACGAUGUGUAUGAGGCUCUUGAGCAAAUGGCACAGAAGAACGUUGAGCGACCUGACAUUGAGAAAAUGGACCCUUUCAUCAUCUCUGGCAGCAAGGUUCAGGAGGGUACCGGUACUUUCCUGGUUACAGCGGUUGGCGUCAACUCUUCGUAUGGCCGAAUCACCAUGUCUCUCAGAACCGAGCAAGAAGACACCCCGUUGCAGAGAAAGCUCAACGUCCUUGCCGACCACAUCGCCAAGUUCGGCGGCGGCGCGGCUCUCCUACUGUUUGUGGUACUUUUCAUCAAGUUCCUUGUCGCGCUCCCUGGAAACAACGACAGCCCCGAACAGAAGGGACAGGCUUUCCUCAAGCUCUUCAUCGUUUCCGUCACUGUCGUCGUCGUGGCGGUUCCGGAGGGUCUACCUCUGGCUGUCACCCUGGCACUGGCGUUCGCCACAACUCGGAUGAUGAAAGACAACAACUUGGUUCGAGUCCUGAAAGCCUGCGAGAUAAUGGGAAAUGCCACGACAAUUUGCUCGGACAAGACAGGAACUCUCACACAGAACAAGAUGUCGGUCGUAGCCACAACUCUUGGAAAAAGCAUCAGCUUUGGCGGUAAGGAUGCCCCCCUCGAGGAGCCCACGGCAGAGAAGCGAAAGAGCAGCUCCUCACCCUCGGAUGAAAAAACUGUCAACUCGGUUCGAAACGUUUCAAUUGGUGACUUCACAAAGGAUCUGGGUCCGGAGACGAAACAACUGUUAAUACAAGGCAACGCCGUGAACUCCACAGCCUUUGAGGGAGACCAAGAAGGAGAACACACUUUUAUCGGAUCCAAGACCGAGGUCGCUCUGCUCACAUUCAGCCGGGAUCAGUUGGCAGCCGGGCCAGUUCAGGAAGAGCGGACGAACGCCAAUGUCGUCCAGGUCGUACCUUUCGACUCGGCAGUCAAAUACAUGGCGACUGUAAUCAAGCUACCAAAUGGGAAGUACAGAGCGUACGUGAAGGGAGCCUCAGAAAUUCUUCUGAAGCAAUGCACCAAAGUUCUUGACAAUCCCAGUGGCUCCGAGUUGAGUGCCGUGGAUAUGACGGCUGAAGACAAGGAGAUGUUUGCACAGACGAUCGACUCAUACGCCGGCCAAACCCUUCGCACCAUCGGGUCUUCAUUCCGGGACUUUGACUCCUGGCCACCCAAGGAUGCCAUCUCUAAAGAUGACUCUAGAACUGCAGACUUUGACAAGAUCCACCAAAACAUGACGCUCGUUGCCAUCUACGGCAUCAAAGACCCGCUGCGACCUUCUGUUAUCGACGCCAUAAAGGAUUGCAACCGCGCAGGCGUCAUCGUCCGCAUGGUCACGGGUGACAACAUCCUGACUGCCAGAGCCAUCGCCAAGGAAUGUGGCAUCUAUCAUCCUGAAGACGGCGGCAUCGCUAUGGAGGGCCCAACCUUCCGACGCAAGACCGAAGAAGAACUCAAAGACAUCGUUCCCAAGCUGCAAGUUCUUGCUCGCUCAAGCCCUGAAGACAAGAGGAUCCUGGUCCGGACUCUGAAGGACCUUGGCGAGACGGUAGCCGUGACCGGUGAUGGCACAAACGACGCUCCCGCGCUCAAGAUGGCGGACAUAGGAUUUUCUAUGGGCAUCGCUGGCACUGAAGUCGCCAAGGAGGCAUCUGGCAUCAUCCUUAUGGAUGACAAUUUUGCUUCCAUUGUCAAGGCCCUGAUGUGGGGAAGAGCUGUCAAUGACUCCGUAAAGAAGUUUCUGCAGUUCCAACUUACUGUCAACGUCACGGCCGUAGUUUUGACUUUCGUCAGUGCAGUUGCCAGCUCAAGUGAGCAGUCGGUAUUAAAUGCUGUUCAGUUGCUUUGGGUGAAUUUGAUCAUGGAUACCUUCGCUGCCCUUGCGCUUGCCACCGACCCUCCGACGCGCAGUGUUCUGGACCGCAAGCCCGACCGAAAGUCUGCGUCGCUAAUAACCCUGAGAAUGGCUAAGAUGAUCAUUGGCCAAGCCAUCUGUCAGCUCGUCAUUACCUUCGUAUUGAACUUUGCCGGAAAGAGUCUCAUGGGCUACAGCGACUCCGAUGAUGACCAUGAACGUUUGAGGACUCUCGUCUUCAACACGUUUGUUUGGCUGCAAAUCUUCAACGAACUCAACAACCGUCGCCUGGACAACAGGUUCAACGUCUUCGAGAACAUCACCAAGAACUACUUCUUUAUCGGUAUCAACCUGAUCAUGAUUGGUGGACAGAUACUCAUCAUUUUUGUUGGAGGCGCCGCAUUCCAGAUCAAGCCUCUUAAUGGAAAGGAAUGGGGUUUGUCUAUCGGUCUCGGCGCGAUUUCCCUUCCGUUUGGUGUCUUGAUUCGCUUGAUCCCCGACGCAUGGGCGGCGGCAUGUCUGCCUUGGUUUAUCAGAAAAAGAUGGGCCCCGGAAACUAUCUCAGACAAACGCCGAGAGGAGCAUCGCAGGUUCGCCGAUGGGCUCGACCCUCCUCUGCGGACACACACCGGACUCCGUGGGCGCAGGUCGGAACAUACCCCGUUCAUACAGAAGGUGCACAACGCCAAGCUACAUGCCAAGGCGAAACUGGGCAGUCGCGAACACAAAGCAUCGCCGAGCAAGCAGGGCUAA